GGAUUGUGGGCUGGGGGCUGCGGCGGCCUCCGGCGCUGUCUCCCCGCACCCGACCGGGCCGAGCCGGCUGGGCCGGCGGGGUGAGGGAAAGCAGUGGAGCCGGGAGCAGAAGCGCUAGAGGCAGUGGUCGUGGCGCGGCGGCGGCGGCUCCCCUGGAGGCCGGGGAUGUGGGAGAGGCGGUGGCAGCAGCGGCGGAGGCGGCGCUGCGGACCCGGGGGAAACUGCUGGCUGACAGGACACCCGGGAGAGACGUGAGGGAGCCGCCGCUGCCACCUCUCACCCCUGAGUGAAGCUGGGCUCGAGAGGGCGGCCCUGUGCUCCCCGGGCCGACUGGCCAGCGGGCGCGGGGCGGGGGCGGGAAGCCGGGCUCGGGCCCGGCCGGGCGCCGGGCGGCGGCGGCCGUGGAGCAGCAGCCUCGGUGCGACGUGGAGGGCUGGAGGCGGCGGCGAUGCACUAGGCCUCGCUCAGGGCGACUGCCCCGGGACCCGCAGUUGAGUGGUGAUUUUAUGCAAUGGCUUCAAGCCACAGUUCUUCACCAGUGCCUCAAGGAAGCAGCAGUGAUGUUUUCUUUAAAAUAGAGGUAGAUCCGUCAAAACACAUUCGACCUGUGCCAUCACUGCCAGAUGUGUGUCCCAAGGAACCCACAGGUGAUUCACAUAGUUUAUAUGUUGCCCCAUCUCUAGUUACAGAUCAACAUAGAUGGACUGUAUAUCAUUCCAAAGUAAAUCUCCCAGCAGCAUUAAAUGAUCCUAGAUUAGCAAAAAGAGAAUCUGACUUCUUCACAAAAACAUGGGGAUUGGACUUUGUGGACACUGAAGUCAUACCUUCAUUCUACCUCCCACAGAUCAGCAAGGAACAUUUUACAGUAUAUCAACAGGAAAUCUCUCAGAGAGAGAAGAUUCAUGAGAGAUGCAAGAAUAUUUGUCCUCCUAAAGAUACCUUCGAAAGGACUCUUUUACAUACUCAUGAUAAAUCCAGGACAGAUCUGGAGCAAGUACCUAAGAUUUUUAUGAAACCAGAUUUUGCCUUGGAUGAUUCCUUAACUUUUAAUUCAGUUUUACCAUGGUCUCAUUUUAAUACUGCUGGUGGAAAAGGAAAUCGUGAUGCAGCUUCCUCAAAGUUGCUUCAAGAAAAGCUGAGCCAUUAUCUGGAUAUUGUGGAAGUAAACAUUGCUCACCAGAUCUCUCUACGUUCAGAAGCAUUUUUUCAUGCAAUGACCUCUCAACACGAGUUGCAGGACUACCUCAAGAAAACUUCCCAGGCUGUAAAAAUGCUUCGAGAUAAAAUUGCACAGAUUGAUAAAGUAAUGUGUGAAGGAUCACUCCACAUUUUAAGACUGGCACUUACCAGAAAUAAUUGUGUUAAAGUAUACAAUAAGCUGAAGUUAAUGGCCACUGUACACCAGACUCAGCCUACAGUACAGGUGUUAUUAUCUACUUCUGAAUUUGUUGGAGCAUUGGACUUAAUAGCAACAACACAAGAGGUUCUACAGCAGGAACUUCAGGGCAUUCACAGUUUCCGGCAUUUGGGAUCACAGCUUUGUGAAUUAGAAAAACUGAUAGAUAAAAUGAUGAUUGCAGAAUUUUCUACUUAUUCUCACAGUGACUUAAAUAGACCACUGGAAGAUGACUGUCAAGUUUUAGAAGAGGAAAGACUAAUAUCUCUUGUAUUUGGACUUUUAAAACAAAGAAAGCUUAAUUUUUUAGAAAUCUAUGGUGAAAAAAUGAUUAUUACAGCAAAGAAUAUCAUUAAACAGUGUGUGAUUAAUAAAGUUUCACAAACAGAAGAAAUAGACACAGAUGUUGUUGUGAAGCUUGCAGAUCAGAUGAGAAUGUUGAAUUUUCCCCAGUGGUUUGAUCUGCUCAAGGAUAUUUUCUCUAAGUUUACAAUUUUCCUACAGAGAGUGAAGGCAACAUUAAAUAUCAUUCACAGUGUUGUUCUCUCAGUUCUUGACAAAAACCAAAGGACUAGAGAAUUGGAAGAGAUUUCACAACAGAAGAAUGCUGCAAAAGAUAAUUCACUGGACACAGAGGUGGCUUAUUUAAUCCAUGAAGGCAUGUUUAUAAGUGAUGCAUUCGGUGAGGGUGAGCUAACACCUAUAGCAGUUGACACUACCUCUCAAAGAAAUGCAUCUCCAAAUAGUGAGCCCUGCAGCAGUGAUUCUGUAUCCGAGCCAGAAUGUACUACUGAUUCUUCAUCCAGCAAAGAGCACACAUCAUCAUCUGCUAUUCCAGGAGGUGCGGAUAUUAUGGUCAGUGAAGAUAUGAAAUUAACUGACUCAGAGCUAGGAAAGCUGGCAAAUAAUAUCCAGGAAUUAUUAUAUAGUGCCUCAGAUAUAUGCCAUGAUCGAGCUGUCAAAUUUCUCAUGUCAAGAGCAAAGGAUGGUUUUCUUGAGAAGCUAAAUUCCAUGGAAUUCAUAACACUUUCUAGAUUAAUGGAAACAUUCAUUUUAGACACCGAACAGAUCUGUGGAAGAAAAAGCACGUCAUUACUUGGAGCACUUCAGAGCCAAGCUAUUAAGUUUGUAAAUAGGUUUCAUGAAGAGAGAAAAACCAAGCUCAGCCUCCUCUUAGACAAUGAGCGCUGGAAGCAAGCAGAUGUUCCUGCAGAAUUUCAGGAUCUUGUUGAUUCUCUGUCAGAUGGGAAGAUUGCUUUACCUGAAAAAAAAUCAGGAGCCACAGAAGAAAGGAAACCAGCUGAAGUUCUUAUUGUCGAGGGACAACAGUAUGCAGUUGUUGGAACCGUAUUGCUGUUAAUAAGAAUUAUCCUUGAAUAUUGCCAGUGCGUGGAUAACAUCCCAUCUGUUACUACUGACAUGCUUACUCGUCUGUCAGAUUUAUUGAAGUACUUCAAUUCAAGAAGUUGCCAGUUAGUUCUUGGAGCUGGUGCACUGCAAGUUGUUGGACUAAAAACGAUAACUACAAAAAAUUUGGCUCUUUCUUCACGAUGUUUGCAGUUAAUUGUGCACUACAUUCCUGUGAUCCGGGCUCAUUUUGAAGCUCGACUACCACCUAAGCAAUAUAGCAUGCUUAGGCAUUUUGAUCAUAUCACUAAGGACUACCAUGAUCACAUAGCUGAAAUAUCAGCUAAGCUUGUAGCGAUAAUGGAUAGCUUAUUUGACAAGCUGUUAUCUAAGUAUGAAGUGAAGGCUCCUGUUCCUUCUGCCUGUUUCAGGAAUAUUUGUAAGCAAAUGACAAAAAUGCACGAAGCUAUAUUUGAUCUCCUUCCAGAAGAACAAACACAGAUGUUAUUUUUAAGAAUUAAUGCAAGUUAUAAACUCCACUUGAAAAAGCAGUUAUCUCACUUAAAUGUGAUAAAUGAUGGAGGACCUCAAAAUGGGUUGGUCACAGCAGAUGUAGCUUUUUACACUGGAAAUCUUCAAGCCUUAAAAGGCCUUAAAGAUUUGGACCUAAAUAUGGCCGAAAUUUGGGAGCAGAAGAGGUGAUGUCAUCCUGGAAAACUGGGUAGUUCAUCUGACCAUGGGAUGUGUUUGUUAUGAAGAAAAUCUGGAUGCCUGUGAUUCGAGAAUUGAACCUGAAACCCAAAGUGAACUGGGGUGGGGGAAGGGAAAAAGGAAAGUAUCAAGUGUUGGGAAACUGGAUUCAGUGGGAUCUACAAGGAAUGUCAUUUUUGUGCAUCCUACAGUGAGGAGUAACUGAUCAGGUGUCUAUAACAUUUUUCAUUCUCUCUGGAAACAGACUCAGGUUUCUUUGGACCAAAUCCAAAAGAACACAUAGCUGUAACACAGCUGUAGUUGACUAGAAUGCUCUGUAUACUUUAUAUUAAAAAAUGCUUUGCAUUUCUUCCAGUGCAAUGAAAUUCAUAUGGUGUCCCACCUUAUUUAAUGAUGGUACAAUUUAAAAUCUUAGUCAACUUCUGUAGAAAGUUUUCUCUAUGAAAGUAAAGCUGUUUGAAAAAUUAUUAUUUUUUUACAGAUCUUUCUAUAAAAAAUAAACAUCUUUUGAUUGCUUGGAUUUAGGAAUUCAAUUUUUGUUUCAGUGACCAAUGUCAAGUUGCAGGCUUUGUGUGUUGCAUAUUUAAUAUUUCUACUACCACCGUAUGUCAACUGGGUAAAGCCUUCCAGAGCUCUCUAAAUACCUGAAAGACUUAAGUCUUUUUUUUAAGUAAUUAAUACUUAAAAAAAAAAAAAGAUACCGGCAUCUAUUUAUGCAACUAAAUACUUUUCAGAAAUGGUAUAUAAAAGGCUACAGUUUAAUAUCUGUAUUUUUAUAAAAGUAUGAUGAAGGGUUUGGGGUGUUUUUAUUUGUAGCAGAGGUAAGAAUAUGUAUUCAUAUAAUCUGCCUACUUUUGAGUUCUCAUAUUAACAUUUAGAUAACAUAUGAAGUAUGGCCCCCUUGGAUCCUUGUUUUUAAGUUACUUUCGAUGUGUAUACGAACAAAGACCAGGGAGAAACAGAACUUUUAAAACUAUAGGCUGCUGUGUUGGGGCCAGAAAUAAGGUGACAAGACUUUUAUAAUACCUACCUUCAAAAUUAGAAUCAGCAGCACUCUACAAAUAAAGUGCCUGUGCUUCACCUCACACCAAGAAUCUUGCCUAACCCUGUCAGAGUGCCUAAUAUCCUGUGGUGAUUAUGUAUAAUGAAACAGUCUUAUUUUGUGCUCUUUGGUUUCUUAAAAGGAAAGCUUGUUUUCUUUCCUUUAUCAUUACAGAGGUAUGUCUUUGGUUCUUAAACUAUCUGUCUAAAAUAAAGCUGUAAAAAAUUAACAGAC
This is a messenger RNA of Pan troglodytes (chimpanzee), 4730 nucleotides long. It is a transcript of the gene VPS54, whose product is annotated as VPS54 subunit of GARP complex. The transcript is spliced from 23 exons. NCBI's taxonomy places the organism in Eukaryota, Metazoa, Chordata, Mammalia, Primates, Hominidae. Gene Ontology annotation, molecular function: syntaxin binding. Bases 512 to 3445 code for a protein of 977 amino acids. The record is from RefSeq and is a predicted model, not a curated record. Gene Ontology annotation, cellular component: GARP complex. Gene Ontology annotation, biological process: retrograde transport, endosome to Golgi; Golgi to vacuole transport.